Molecule: messenger RNA, 1754 nt
Organism: Scylla paramamosain (green mud crab)
Lineage: Eukaryota; Metazoa; Arthropoda; Malacostraca; Decapoda; Portunidae
Product: atrial natriuretic peptide receptor 2-like
Exons: 6
Coding region: 39-659 (206 amino acids)
Biological process (GO): intracellular signal transduction; receptor guanylyl cyclase signaling pathway; cGMP biosynthetic process
Cellular component (GO): plasma membrane
Molecular function (GO): guanylate cyclase activity; peptide receptor activity; adenylate cyclase activity
Source: RefSeq, a predicted model, not a curated record
AUCAGGCUGUGGAGAGGACGAUAGCGAGAUAUGUGGUGAUGCUUCUGAACACCCUCUACAAACAAUUUGAUUCCUGCAUUGAAAAGUAUGACGUGUACAAGAUGGAGACGAUCGGGGACGCUUACAUGGUGGUCUCUGGACUGCCCAACAGGAAUGGGGAACGUCACGCAGUAGAGAUCGCGGAGAUGUCGCUGCAGCUUCUGGAUGUGGUGUCCAGGUUUGAGCUGCUGCACAAGAAGGGCGAGAGGCUGCAGGUCAGGAUCGGCGUCCACUCGGGAACCUGCGUCGCCGGCGUGGUUGGCACCAAGAUGCCCCGCUACUGUAUGUUCGGCAAGACGAUCACAUCGGCUCACUUUAUGGAGAGCAGCGGCAAGCCCAUGAAGAUACACAUCAGCGAGACCACCUACAAGAUCCUGGCGCAAACGGGUCGUUACAAUAUUGAGUUCCACAAACGCCUUCAGGUGAUCAGCAAGUACCGUGUGCAGAACGGCCAGGAGGUGCAAAUGGACACCUACUGGCUGAUGGGACAUGUCAACUCCACAGAACAAGCCACACCAUCUGCCUCCAAACGCGAGGACGAGAUGCCAGCCUUCCUGCAGUAUUUCGCCGACUCAGAACCCACUCGUACACAGCGACCCACGACAACCAAUAAGUUCUGAUGCGUUAAAAUAUCUGUCCAAAAACAUAACCUAGUGAUUACAAUGUGUUGCUACAUUACUCAGGUACACCACGCUGCCUACACGUCCCUCUCUUCCUACUAGAGCAUUCGCAAACUCCCUGGGCAGUUAUCGUCGCUUCAUUUCCCAUAGUGAACUAUUUAAAAUUGUUCUUGAUUAUGAUGAAUGCGGACUGCCUGAGUCAUUAAGAAGUUAAUACGAAAAGUUGAGAGUUGUUCUCUGGUUAUUUCUCAUGUAGAGUUCUUUCUUAUGCUGCCUGUCUAGUCUUCUAUCAUCUAUCAACGGAGUAGUUCCCAAAAGCAGUCUUAGAGAAUACCGCGAAGUUAGAGAUAAGGGCAUGAUAGGCCAGUAGAUGCGAGUAUGUACUGUAGUGUAUCCAGCCAUCCCUACUCAACCCGGCGUAUUGCACAAAUUUAGUAUAGUUAGGAAAAUGAGAGUGAUAGGCUACUGUCAUGUAUUCACAACUUGGCGAUUUUUCUGUUAUUUUCUAUUACUAUAACUGUUUUACGUUGUUUUCGUGACCACUGCGUUUUGUCACAUUCCAAAGUGCUUAGAUCAAUAAUAAUGACCAUAACUUGAUAAUGAAGUGACAGCCAAAUGCAGAUUAAUGUGACUUGGAAACCGGGUAUCAUCCUCCCAGCACUUUCUUCACCAUUUUCUAAUAUUACCUCUAGUGUCUCAAGGUUACCAGCAUAUUUAUAAACAAAUCACCCGCCAUUCCAGGCUACACCUCCACAACCAUAUCCUGUCAAACUGCCCACAUCACCUUGGUGCAGCAAACUGUGCCUGGCUGGAUUGCCUGGCUGGAUUGUAAAUUAUCGACUUAAACGCACAACACCUUGUAGUAAUAAGAUGAGAGAGAGAGAGAGAGAGAGAGAGAGAGAGAGAGAGAGAGAGAGAGAGAGAGAGAGAGAGAGAGAGAAUCUGCCUAUGCCACUGACGGUACAAUGCAUAAUGUAACAAGACGUGUAUGUGUUGUACCUUUUUAAGUGUAUGAAACUUAACUUUUUCAGCUGUAGUAUGUAGAGACUUAUGCACCCACAGAUAAAGUGUAAGUGACUUGAAUAAACGACUAAC